GACCAGCUUGGAAGCUUAGGGGAGCUGCUGUGGCCCAGGGCUCAGUGGGGAGGAAGAGGAGGCCAGGAGUCUUGGACUAGCUGCAAGGUUUGAGCUAGGCUGAAGCAGCAGAACCACAGAGGUGACUGAGCAGGGGCCCGGCCCUGGGACCCAGCCAUCCACACGCACACAUCCACUUCUCCCUCCAGAGCCCGGCCCUGAAGCAGGUCUCUGCUCCAGGCCUUUCCUUAGUUGGGGAAUCGAGAGUUGGGGGAUCAAAGCCCCCCCACAUCUCCCUCCCCCGCUGCAGCUAUGUUUAUCAAGGUGAUGUUUGGGGGUAAGUGGGGUCCCCAGUCGUGGCAGGCGGAUGGGGGAUGAGCACACUCAGAGGCGUGCUUCCUUCCGCUCUUGCGGAGGGUGGGGAGGCAAUGGCGGGAAAGAGGGAGGUGGUGCAGAUGGCGGGGGUCGGGGAAGCGGCUCUGUGAGGAGGCAAAGCCAGCACCUGGAGCGAGACCCUUAAAGGGAAAACCCGAGCUGAGUCCUGCUCAUUCACGAGGGCUCCUCUCGGCCAGAGACCGCCGCAUUACCCUGGAGCAGGUUUUUAAACCGCACAAUCUCUUCGCCAUUCAAUCCGUGAUCCUCAAGCUUCAGCGUGCAUCAAGACACCUGAAACUCUAGCCACAGUUGCAGGUUCCCCGUCCCUCUGGCUGGAGGCAGAGGGACGGCCCUGUGCGGUAGCGGAAGGGAAGAGGGGAGCCGAUGGGUGCGGAGGGCGGGGACUGGCUGGGUCCCAUGGGGGCGGGGCCCGGGAGGAGGCUGGGCUGGCGUGCACUUCAUGUUUUGCAGGACUCAAAAGACCAACACUUGGGAGUCACCACACAUGGGAGAAAAGUCACCACACAUGGGAGAUGGAUGGAGGGUUCUCCAAGGCAGUUUAAGCAACAGAUGUAGGAGCUGUUAUGCUUGGGGCACAGUCCUAGCCCCAUAGGCCCAGUCGCAGCUCUGGAAAAGGGAGAGAUGGGAGGGAGAGACAGAGGACCCCAGAUUUGGAGGAAGGUAAGAGAUCCCACAUGCUCACCUUUGCCCCUCCCCCACAGCUGGCUGCUCCAUGCUGGUGAACACCUCUUGCAGGCUGGUGAACCUCACCGCCCACCUGAGGCAGAAAGCAGGGUUGCCCCCAGAUGGUGAGGAGACAGGGAGGAGAAGGAGGGGCUGAGGGGUCCCAGGCAGGGGUGCCAGCCCUGCCCAGCCUCUUUCCAUGUCCUCCCAGCGACCAUUGCUCUCCUGGCUGAGGACGGCAACCUAGUGAGCCUGGAGGAGGACCUGAAGGAAGGGGCUUCCCGGGCCCAAACCAUGGGCAACUCCCUGCUGAAGGAGCGAGCCAUAUAUGUCCUCGUUCGGAUCAUCAGUAAGGUGGCCCAAGGUUCUCUCCCCUGCAGCUAUGAAUAGGGAGAGGACAUGGCCUCUACCCGCUAUGAGUCCCUACUGGAGAACCUGGAUGACCAUUACCCAGAGCUGGCAGAGGAACUGUGCAGGCUGUCAGGCCUCUCCUCUGCAGGCCACAACUGGAGGAAGCGUGUGGGCACUCGGCGUGGCCGCCAUGAGCAAAGCCCCACUUCAAGGCCCAGAAAGGCCCAGGGACCUGGCACACUACUGCCAACUAGCCAAGUUGGACUCAGACCCAAGGAGGUUAGCCAUGACCUCUGCCUUGUGUGAUCAGGUGCAAACAGACAACCCAGCAGGACUCCUCUUGCAGAAUCUGGAAUUGCUGAGAAGUUGCAUCAGCAAGAGGGGCAAGGUCAGACAGGAUUUGAGGCCGCCGGGGACACCUAAGCUAUGGGUGCAGAGAAUGGGAUGCAGAGGCAAAGACAAGAAGGGUAGAGGUGGCAGGUAUCCCUGAUAAGGGGGAGACCAUGGGUUCAUCCUGGGAUUCCACCCUCAGAGUCAGAUGCCCUUGGGAUCACCUACUAAUGCCUCUCCACCACACUCUGGACUGCCCAAGGCAUCUGUCCUGUGCUACUCACAGUGCAGAUUGCAACAGGGCUCCUCCUCCCCACCCAGGGCCCUGAUUAAGGGGAUGGAUUGCACACUGUAGUGAGACAUCCAUCCUGACCCCACCUCAUCAGCCAGGGAGCUCCCUGAAGACAGGCCAUCGAGAGAGGCACACAACAGGCUGUGGUCUAAAAUAAACUUUUAAUUGCA
Molecule: messenger RNA, 2181 nt
Organism: Pongo pygmaeus (Bornean orangutan)
Lineage: Eukaryota; Metazoa; Chordata; Mammalia; Primates; Hominidae
Gene: C23H22orf15
Product: chromosome 23 C22orf15 homolog
Exons: 4
Coding region: 1367-1879 (170 amino acids)
Source: RefSeq, a predicted model, not a curated record